Messenger RNA from Xiphophorus couchianus (Monterrey platyfish), 1225 nucleotides. RefSeq names its product nectin-3-like. Bases 1 to 675 code for a protein of 224 amino acids. Gene Ontology annotation, biological process: T cell receptor signaling pathway; regulation of cytokine production. Gene Ontology annotation, cellular component: external side of plasma membrane. The record is from RefSeq and is a predicted model, not a curated record. Gene Ontology annotation, molecular function: signaling receptor binding. NCBI's taxonomy places the organism in Eukaryota, Metazoa, Chordata, Actinopteri, Cyprinodontiformes, Poeciliidae. The transcript has 5 exons.
AUGGGCGUCUUCCAGAGCAGCUCUCUGCUGUGUGCUGUGGUCGUCUUUGUUCUCUCUAUAGAUUUCCUCAUUUAUCUCCGAUUUAUCUACGAUGUUCAGCCCCAUGGCUUGUUCCACCACUUUGGUCCUGUUGAUCAGAGAAACAUAACUACCAAACCUGGAGAAAACGUCACUCUGCCGUGUGGCGCUGCUGAGAACCAACAUGUUCUGGCUGUAAGCUGGAGCAGAACUGACCUGGGGUCAGACUAUGUUCUUCUGUACAGGGAUGAGCAGUCUGAUACAGACUACCAGUCUACAUCCUUUAAGAACAGAGUUGACCUGAAGGCUGUGGAUCGUGGAGACGUAUCCUUGAUACUGAGCAACGUGACAACCAGCGAUGCAGGAACGUACGAGUGCCGGGUUGCUUAUAAAGAUGGCAAUGAGAAGAAAAGAACUCUAACUCUAAUCAGCACCAUUAACCUGAGAGUAGAACCAGGGAACAAGGAUGGAGGACAGGAUGAAGAAGCAAAGGCGGAUGGAGGGAACAAGAUCUGGCAAAUAGUUGGUUGGGUUGUUGUUGUUGUUGCUGCUGCUGCUGGUGUUGUUGUUGCUGCUGUUUGUAAGCGCCAUAGAAGGCAGAGAUCUUUACGUCCGGAUGCUAACCCCCCUGCAGAAGAACUUAAGCAUAUCACAUAAGAACUAUGAAGAUGUAAGCAUGCAUUGUUUCAACAAACACACGAAGGUUAAAACUGAUGUAUACCUGAUUAUAUUUCCUGAUUCAUAGAAUCUCACAGUCCAAACUGAACUAAAACUAGUAUUAAAUAAACCUUAAACAUGCUCAGUUUGUGUGAAACAUUGUAUUUAAAGAAAAAUUAUUUCAUUCGUUUGAUUGUAUUGCUGUGUUUAUGUCUGAUUGGCUUAAACGGCUGCAAGACAGAAGAAACUGAAAAUCACUGGUGACUGUUCCUCCUCCAUUUUCAACAGUGUAAAGUUAAGGUAAAGGAGUUCAGAACAACUCUACUGUAGUACAACAGCACUAAGAUUGUAAAACAACACACAGCACCACCAAUGAAGUGCAGAGAUUACAUUUGCUCUAAGAACUCCUGUGCAUACUGUCUGUGUGCACGGCCAUCUUGUUUUCAGGUAGGAACCAUGGAAACCCUUCAGAUCUUCAGAACUCUAUUUAUUCAGUGUUACCAGAACUAAGCAAAGUGAGGCAGUAUUUAUUUAGUCUUUAUUGAUAAUU